CAGGGACCAGCGGAGCAGAAGAACGAACGAUCAGAGAGGAAGGCCAUGACCCAUGCAAUCAGGCAUCUCCCAGAUACAACAUUUGGCGACGAAGGUUGACAGCUACCCACGCAAUGUCGAAGUUCACGGAAUUCCAUCCAACGGAGGAGAUAAUAGAGGAUUACCUGGACAGAUUUGAAAUCUUCUUGUCGGCAAAUGGAGUGAAAUCCGAAAACAAGACUGUGUCACUCCUCAACCACAUCGGGAAAGACAUCUACCAUGUGCUGAAGAGCAUUUUCCUGACCGCCCUUCCAACGUCUCAAACGUAUGACGCACUCAAACAGAAGCUUUUAGACCACUUCGCACCAAAGCGCUUGCUAAUAGCAGAACGCGCCAAAAUCUAUGGACGAUACCAACAAGAACGCGAGUCUUUGACGGAAUUCGUAGUCGCUAUCAAGGGUCUUGCCAUGACGUGCAAGUUCGAAACUUUCCUUGACGAAGCCUUAUGCGACAGGCUGGUCGUGGGAUGCCGCGACAGUGAAAUCAAGAAAGCCCUACUCGAAUUGGAUGACGACAACUUCGACACGUGUUUUAAAACUGCCACAGGGAAGGAAUUGGAAAUGGCGGAGUCUGAAGAGCUUCGUCCGUGUACAGGGGAACCCAAUACAGAGGUUCAUCGAGUUGGCAGCGCCAAGCCAAGUGGUUCCGUCGCAAGAAGACAGCCAGGGGAACAUUCUAGACAAAGGAACCCGGGUCAAGGACGUGAGUGUUCGCGUUGUGGUGGAACCGGAUAUGCUAGCCAAAACUGCAGGUUCGUGAAUGAGCAGUGUUUUCGCUGCGGAAAAAGAGGACACACAAGGCGAAUGUGUAGUAAGUCCCGUUCUCUUGUUUCGAAAGCUAAAAAAGUUAGUUCCGUGAUAACCACAGUGACUUGGUCAGGUUCGGAGCCCUGGAAGGUAGAGGUUAACUUUGAAGGUCCAAAUGUUGUCGUGGAAAUUGGCGCAGCCGUGAGCCUCAUGUCUGAACAGCAGUCUAAGAAGCUCUGUUUCCUAGCAAGCAAUGUGAACCAACGGAGGAUGUCCUUAGGACGUACACUGGACAAAAUGUGGAUGUAAAGGGCAUCAUACAUGUAGAGGUACAAUAUGAAGAACAAAGAAAAAUGUUGUCACUGCUUAUUGUUCGUGGAGGGAAGUGUAGACUGCCCACGUUACUGGGUUAGGUUAGGUUAGGCACUGGUUAAGGGAGUUGAA
Molecule: messenger RNA, 1229 nt
Organism: Ornithodoros turicata
Lineage: Eukaryota; Metazoa; Arthropoda; Arachnida; Ixodida; Argasidae
Exons: 2
Coding region: 114-1094 (326 amino acids)
Molecular function (GO): nucleic acid binding; zinc ion binding
Source: RefSeq, a predicted model, not a curated record